UCGGUCUCCGCGCUUCUUUACAGAAAGCAACACCAGAAGCCCCCCCCCAUCAACUCUAAUAAUCACCACUUGUAUAGCUCUCUGGUUCUUUCCCAGUUGAGCUAUUCCUGAAAAUCCAUAUUUAAUAACAUAUUUGGUCUAUCGCCUAUUCCUCUAUCCCGAACACAUCCUUCUCUCACCCCCACCCACCAUGUCGAACUCAACACAAUCCCACGAUAAGCCCGAAGCUUCGCAGCAACCCCAACAGCAGAAGCCCCCCGUGUUGGAGGAAGACGACGAGUUCGAGGAUUUCCCUAUUGAAGACUGGCCACAAGAAGAAACCGAGCAAGCAUCUGGAUCGGCAAACGGCGCUAAUAACCAUCUCUGGGAAGAGAGUUGGGAUGACGAUGAUGCCGCUGAGGACUUCUCGAAGCAGUUGAAGGAGGAACUGAAGAAGGUCGAAGCAUCCCGUUAGGAUGCAGAGUGGCGUGGUAUCGGUUUGCGAGAUGAAUGACAGCUCAAUGAAUUAAUUGACCGUGGAAUUACAAUUAUACAAGACGAAACGCUAUACAUAACCUCACAACGGGGCUAAGCUAGAUCUCGGUGCUUGGAGAAUUUACUUCAAAUCUUCCUUGAACUGCACUGUAUUAGGAUUGAGGAUGUGCAGUUGAGGAGGCAAUCUAUGACAGGAUACUUGACGGCAGGCCUACAGUCGAGAAGAGGCGAUGAGUUGAGUUUUGUUCGUCACGUAUUCUAUCAGUAUCUACAAUUUAAUUGUGAAACGAAUUCAAAGUCCAUCCCACCCCAGAUUGAGUUCCGUCGUCCAGCCCUAGUCACUUAAGAAAAUCACAGCUUAGGACCCAACAUUGACAGAGCAGCAACACCUGGGAGCUCCUUGCCUUCAAGAAGCUCCAGGGAUGCACCACCACCGGUGGAGACGUGGCUGAGCU
Messenger RNA from Aspergillus caelatus, 929 nucleotides. RefSeq names its product proteasome regulatory particle lid subunit SEM1. The transcript is spliced from 4 exons. NCBI's taxonomy places the organism in Eukaryota, Fungi, Ascomycota, Eurotiomycetes, Eurotiales, Aspergillaceae. The record is from RefSeq and is a predicted model, not a curated record. Gene Ontology annotation, biological process: mRNA export from nucleus; proteasome assembly; double-strand break repair via homologous recombination. Gene Ontology annotation, cellular component: proteasome regulatory particle, lid subcomplex; proteasome complex. The coding region runs from base 191 to 454 and encodes 87 amino acids.